Messenger RNA from Harpegnathos saltator (Jerdon's jumping ant), 1656 nucleotides. Its product is annotated as transmembrane protein 192. NCBI's taxonomy places the organism in Eukaryota, Metazoa, Arthropoda, Insecta, Hymenoptera, Formicidae. The record is from RefSeq and is a predicted model, not a curated record. Gene Ontology annotation, cellular component: lysosomal membrane; late endosome. The transcript is spliced from 4 exons. Bases 227 to 973 code for a protein of 248 amino acids.
AUGACGCCGACGUAGCGUCGGGCGUUGCGUAAGCGCGCGCCAGUGCUCCUCACUCGAGCGAAUUCGAGCGGGCUGACGAGUGGCGACGGGCGGCGGCCGGCGGCAGGUUUCAUCCGAUGCGCUUCUGAUGCUGCUGACGCGAAGUCGUGUGGUAUGGUCAGCCUCUUACGGAAUUCGAGCACUUCUGGGAGCGUGAGGAGCCGUGUUUUUUGACGCACCCCUUAACAUGGACGACGAGGAGUGUUUUCAGCCAAUCUUGAGCUCCCAAGAGGAGGACAGUUUUCAGCCGCUGAACACCGUGGCGAUCGCGUCGAUUCCAUUUGUUCUCGGGAUCUCACUGGGGAUCACCGGGAUCGUGUUUGUGUCCCUCUGGCCAGAGGAGCGGAAUAAAUGCGACACGUAUUUCAUAUAUCUGUACCUUCACUGUAUUUAUUGGCUGAUAGUGAUGGUGGCGGAUCAUAUUAUCAAGACGAAACAUCAUAAACUGCGUAUCAACGGUUACUUAGAUUUUUAUCAAACGACAUAUCAGCAAGUAAGAACGCCCCUGUUUAUCACGUCAUUGUGGAAUACGUGCUACCUGCUUCUAGCCGUCAUUCUGCACCAUACGCACAAAGUUGACUACGAGCGGUAUUGCAGAACAUCGGAAUGGCUCACACCGCUCAACUACAUUUUUCUGCUAACCACUGUGGAGCUCGUGAUAAUCGUGCCAGUUUACAUUAAUUACAUCAAGAGGGUUAUGAAAUUUAAUCGAUUACGUCCACCGGCCGACGUCACUCGCGAGGAAUGGCUGUCAUCCUUUACCCGGGACUCCUACGCUGGAAGCGGUGAGAUCGGUUAUCACCCGAGGGGAUCGAACCUGGAAGAACUGCUGGAAAAGCAGGCGGAUUUGAUAAGAUACCUGAGGGAUCAUAAUGUACAGUUAAGUCACAGAUUAAUGCUACUGGUGGGUCAGCGCAGAGAGGCUGGGCCGUGAAAUAGUAAAUAUCGAUGAUCUACAUAUCCUUCUUCAGCGAGAAGUGACAGACUCUUGAACGAAACGUUAUCUACCGUCAUCGUAAUUUUGAUCGAAGCUGUGCCAAGAAUUUCACCCUCCCGUCGUCACACGCGCGACACAUUUGGAGAGCUCGAAUGAAAUUCUACUUGAUAUAAUUUCCUGCAAGUCACAUAUAAUUAAUAAUACAAUUGUCCACUUAUUGGUAAUAAGAUUAUUAAUAUAUAGUCGUUUCAUAUCGAAUAACUUCAUUUGAGACGCGUCGCAUUAACUGUCGCCUAACUGUCGCGACUUGAACGGGCGGGCCCGGCUACAGUUUCGGUCGGAGCUCUCGAGAUGUUUUCUUAAUUUUCUCCUUGUGUAUCUCAGCGAUGAACUUUCUGUCUAUGUUGUUUCCGCGCAAUUGAAAUAUCGUGCUUGUACUUGCGUAUCUUUUGCGUCGUAUCUUAAACGGGUCAUCUGCUUUCUCGUCACGCGAGAGGUGUCGCUUCGUUCUUUGAGAAUAAUUUAUCAGUCUGUAGGUGUAAUCUCGUAAAUGCUAGAUUCGACGAGUUACCGAUGCAAUUGGCGUUGCGCGACAGUCACCGCAUUAAUAAGCACGGCUGCCGUUCUCGCGCAAUUGCGCACGAUCGAUCAUGACAUAUGCCAAAUAUAAUAAUAUUCUC